Molecule: messenger RNA, 857 nt
Organism: Gracilinanus agilis (Agile Gracile Mouse Opossum)
Lineage: Eukaryota; Metazoa; Chordata; Mammalia; Didelphimorphia; Didelphidae
Gene: RGS18
Product: regulator of G protein signaling 18
Exons: 5
Coding region: 139-846 (235 amino acids)
Source: RefSeq, a predicted model, not a curated record
CUUACUUUUGCCUCAUUUUGGAACCUUUGGGAGAUAAACAGAUUUGGGAUCUUCAUGUGUGACAAUGAUGGAUUCAGAUUCUGCAAACAAAUUAUUUCAGGGUCCAACUGAAAAACCUCUUAACUUUGGAGAAGGAAGAUGGAGAAGCCACUGGUUUUCUUUUCUCAUCUAAAUAUGUCAGACCAAAAGGAAAAAACUUUCUACAAGGUGAUUCACGCAAUAGGGAAAGAAGCAUCAAACAAAAACAUAAAAAACAGAGAUAAGGAAAAGAGAAAUAGACUGAGCCUUCUCGUGCAGAAACCUGAAUUCCAUGAUGAUGUCAACAUUGGGAGAUCUGGGAACUUGACCAAAAGCAUAAGUGUCUCCCCUGAAGAAGCAGUGAAAUGGGGUGAAUCCUUUGAUAAACUGCUAUCCCAUAAAGAUGGAUUUGAUGCUUUUACCAAGUUCCUUAAAACUGAAUUCAGUGAAGAAAACAUUGAAUUUUGGGCAGCCUGUGAGGAUUUCAAGAAAAGCCAAGAACCCCAUCAACUGUUCCAUAAAGCAAAAGCAAUAUAUGAGAAAUUCAUACAGAAUGAUGCUCCACAGGAGGUAAACCUUGACUUUCACACCAAAGAAAUAAUUUUUAAGAGUAUAUCCCAACCCACUAUCCACAGUUUUGAUGCUGCUCAAAGCAGAGUUUAUCGGCUUAUGGAGCAAGACAGCUACACACGGUUUUUGAGAUCAGACAUCUAUUUAGACUUAAUAAAUGGAAGACCUCUGAAAACAACAAACCUUCGAAGGCGAUCGCGCUCCUUUACCUUCAACGAAUUCCCAGAUGAAAAACCAGAUAUUGCCAUUUGGCUAUAAAAACCCUUAAU